UGGAAUAUAAACCAAAACGCUUCUAAGUUCGGAAGUUGUCAUAGUAGAGUUGUAGACCGCAGCUACGGACUUCUCUCGUCGCCGGUGAUUAAUCGUUUUGAUACCCCUGUGGUGCCUGAAUAACUUGCCAAGAUGCAGAAUGAAGAGGGACAAAACAUGGAUCUCUAUAUUCCAAGGAAGUGCUCUGCCACAAACAGACUGAUUACUUCCAAGGAUCAUGCUUCUGUCCAAAUUAAUGUUGGCCAUUUGAAUGAGCACGGUGUCUAUGAUGGAAAACACACUACUUUUGCUUUGUGUGGAUUUGUUCGUGCACAGGGAGAUGCUGACAGUGCUCUUGACAGGCUCUGGCAGAAGAAGAAAGCCCAAAUCCACCAAUAGUGAUCUCUUCUGGUGUGCUGUUGAUUUUGCUCGUCUCAAGUCUAUCUGGUAUUGUAGUCACUUCUAUUUAUAGCUUUACAAUCUCGUGCUUCUAAGCCUCCAUUUUAAUCUAAAUGUUUCGGGUUAGGUUUGAAUUGAGUUUAGUUUGAUCCUGCUCUAGACUUAAAAGUAUGGGAUAGUGAUGGACUUAUUUGCUUCUUAAAUUUGAUUUUUUGAGUUUUGACAAUUUGUUGUUUAUAACAUCUCAUUAUUCCAUUU
Ipomoea nil (Japanese morning glory) is the source of this 636-nucleotide messenger RNA. RefSeq names its product 40S ribosomal protein S21-like. The transcript is spliced from 4 exons. Lineage: Eukaryota; Viridiplantae; Streptophyta; Magnoliopsida; Solanales; Convolvulaceae. The record is from RefSeq and is a predicted model, not a curated record. Gene Ontology annotation, biological process: translation; endonucleolytic cleavage to generate mature 3'-end of SSU-rRNA from (SSU-rRNA, 5.8S rRNA, LSU-rRNA); endonucleolytic cleavage in ITS1 to separate SSU-rRNA from 5.8S rRNA and LSU-rRNA from tricistronic rRNA transcript (SSU-rRNA, 5.8S rRNA, LSU-rRNA). Gene Ontology annotation, molecular function: structural constituent of ribosome. Gene Ontology annotation, cellular component: cytosolic small ribosomal subunit; ribosome. Bases 133 to 378 code for a protein of 81 amino acids.